CUGUACUGAGCAUGCCCUGCGUUAUAAUAGGCUUCCCUCCAAAAUGUCUUAAAUUAAUUAAAAAUCAACCAGGCAUUUUUUUAACUUUUAAACUGCAGUAUAUGAAGGUCAGAGUAUGGGGCAAGGAACUGCAAAGCCGUCACUUCUGGUGCUGCCUGUUGGCAGAGGCAGCUGGCACCCUUAUCUUUGUCUGGGUAGUGCUGGGUGCUUCCUCCCCUGCUGGUCCUAAAGAAGUGCUCCCCUCCCCGCUCCAGCCAGCCCUUGCGGCGGGGCUGGUAGCGGUCAGCUUGGCACACUGCUUUGGGGAGAUCAGUGGUGCCCAAGUCAACCCAGCACUUACAGUGGCCUUCCUGUGCACCCGCAAACUGGAUGCUCUGCAUGCGGCAAGCUAUAUCCUGGCACAAUGCUUGGGUGCCAUCUUAGCAUCAGAGGUCUUCUACCUUGUGUUGCCCACCUCAGCCAUUGGGCAAUUGGUCACCCAGGUCAGCAAUGAGGGGAAUGCUGGACAGGCCUUGGGGAUGGAGGCUUUUUCCACUUUCCAGCUGGCUCUCACCAUCUUCGCUGUGGAAGACCACCGGAAGCGUGAGUCAGGUGAACCUGGAAUCUUGGCCAUUGGCUUCUCUGUAAUAGCGGGAGCACUAGCUGCGGGCACAUUCUCUGGAGGCAGUAUGAACCCAGCCCGGUCACUGGGACCAGCUGUAGUGACAGGAAUCUGGGAGCAUCACUGGGUGUACUGGCUUGGCCCUGUUCUGGGUGCAGUCCUUGCUGGAAUAUCCUACGAAUUCUUCUUUGCUAACAAUGCUUCACGGGAGAAGCUGGUUGCCUGCCUGACCUGCCGUGACAUUGAGAUUGUGGAGGCGGCCAGCGUGUCUCGUUCCUCCCUCUCUGCUCCCACCAAACCGCCUUGCAAGGGAGAACACAGCACUGAGUAGAAGGCGGCAACUUCCGCACUCUUAGGUCUGCCAGGCUUCCUGCUAUCCCAAUGCAACAAAAGUCCCUCAUCAGUGCUUUCUUGCUGCUUUUACCUAGUUGCUAUCUUCCAUAUCUAUAUAUAUUACCACCUGAGCCCUGGCAUUGCACUGGGACUAGGUUCUGAGCCCCUAAAGGUGGCACAGGCUGACAGUUACGGCACUGAGCACUGCCAGGAAUGUUGGGUUCAUUCCCAGCUUAGAGAGCAUGGCAGUCUAAUGGGCUAACACAAGGAAGAGGUGGAAACCAGGAUUCCUGGGUUCUCGUGGGAUAAGAUCCAGUGAACUCAAGCAAGUGAUCCAGGAACUUGGUGUUCUGGUUUCUGUGCCCAGGACUGAUAUAGCAACUAGUGAAGGGUUAGAAACCAAGCCUGCUAGGUUUUAUUCCAUGCUCUGUCACUGGUUUAUUGUGCAGAUGUAGAUUUACUGGCAGAUCUCUCUAAUGAUUUGCAGUAAAUCAGCAUGGAUUUCUGAGUCCCAGUUGUUUAACAAUAGCAGCAACAAAAUGACUCCCCCCAGCCCUUAAAUUAUACUCUGAAGAAAGCUUGGCUUUUGUGUGUGUGGAAGGACUGUGAUCUCUGUUUGUUCUGGUACUAAAAUAUUUCUGAGAUCAGAAGUCCUUAAUUCUAAGUGUAUGUCUUUUGCAACACCCUCUUGUUAGUGGAUCUUGGGGGUUCUAGCAACUACUACUGCUAGAUCUGCAAGCUUGAAGUCUGCCCAUUCCUGCCCAAGGCAAGCUCCUUCCCCAGGCCUCACUGGCCUCACAGUACACCACUCAUUGGAGAACAUCUGGAAAGGACUACUGAGCCUCUUUGUCCUUUUUGCCACAUGGGUGGAGUUUAGGUUUACCAACCCCCUCUUUAAACAAGAUGCACAAUCAAGGGGAGAGUGCAACUGAGCACAG
Messenger RNA from Rhineura floridana, 1872 nucleotides. RefSeq names its product aquaporin-4-like. The transcript has 5 exons. The coding region runs from base 12 to 932 and encodes 306 amino acids. The record is from RefSeq and is a predicted model, not a curated record. Gene Ontology annotation, biological process: transmembrane transport. Gene Ontology annotation, cellular component: plasma membrane. Lineage: Eukaryota; Metazoa; Chordata; Lepidosauria; Squamata; Rhineuridae. Gene Ontology annotation, molecular function: water channel activity.